Messenger RNA from Porites lobata, 303 nucleotides. Lineage: Eukaryota; Metazoa; Cnidaria; Anthozoa; Scleractinia; Poritidae. The record is from the annotation of a GenBank genome assembly.
AUGAUUGCAGAAUUGCAAAGUAACAUUGACCAGACUUUGAUGAGGGCAGAGGCCCAAAAAGAAAAACACAAGAGAAUGUAUCCUUUUGCAAAAGAAACAUUCGUCUCGAAAAAGAGAAGAGUGAAAGAAAAUAAAGCAAAAGCUAGGAAGCGACGCCGUGAAAGAGCAGAGAAAAAUUGUGAGAGAGUGUUCUCCGCAAUCAGUCACUCAUCAUCUUAUGGUGAAGUUAUAACCUCCGAUCAUUGUAGUGUGAUAGGCCUUAACAACUUAACAAAGAGAGAUGGUAGGUGGUUAAAACUAUAA